AAUCACAAACAAUAUGGCGUCUGAUAGGAAGGAACUGCGUAUCUGUGAAUCUCUUUCUUUUACAAGCUAAAAACAGGCGUAUUUAAGCAGUUCAUCCUAGCUUUUAGUAAGGAAGAAGGAGGAGGACACAUUUUAGACGUAGAUUAUCACAAUUGUACCAGGUGUUCCCACUGAUUUUAAAAAUGGAUCACAAACGUUUGCUAAGUUGUUGUGUUGAGAUUUUAGAUUCGUUUAAUCCAAGGAUUCAUGGCGUUUUGGAACACCUUAAUACCUGCUUAGCAACGAAAAUGGGUCUUGGAGAAAGUGAUGAAUCGUUUCUAACGGAAGUGUUUUCUGGAUGCGUGCAAUACACAAAUAUCCUAAAGGUUGUUGUAGAUGCAUUCUAUGCUGAUGUUGGUAAGACUUCCCUUCGUGUUGACAAGAAUCUAUAUACUGUCCUGGUGUACUUGGCUCUCUACAGACUUGAUGAACUGGGCAUUGCACAUUUUAGGAAAUUUGUUAUGAGCUAUGAAGCAAACAAGAUGCACAAAUUUCUCUCAUUCUUGUUCAAUGAAAGCAACAUAAUGACAUGGAUGAAGGAUGAGUGGUGUAAACAUUACGAACACAGCUAUGUUCAAACACAAUUGAUAUCCCCUCUUUUGAGGUGGCUGCCAGAGUUAGAUGGUCUUGUUACUGAUUUAAGAGAUAAAUUAGCUAACAAACAGAAACCAAGGCAAUCAAAACCAGCAACAGAACCAAAGCCAUUCAACCUGACAAAACCAAGGCCCAGAAGUGUUCCUAUGCCAGAGAAGAUCCCAAAAUUAAAGAAGUCAAGACAGGUUCCUCAGACUACGUAUCAUGCACCUGUUGAGGAAGAUGUUAUGGCAAAGAUUAGAGAAGAAAAUCGCAAAAGAGCUGAGGAGGAAUUCUUAAGAUCCUCGGCCAGGCAACCUGCAUGUGCUAGUGCUGAGAAAUCUGCUAAAACAAAACGAAGAAUGAGACAAAUUACAGAUGAAGAGAACUCCAAGUUACAGUUCAAUAAAGUUAAAGCACAAGAUGCGCCUUCAACCACAGGUGGAAACAUUCCGAUCAAGUUAAAUGCAGCAACAAUCAUGAGAGAAGGGGUGCUCUUUCACAAGAAAGAAGAAGAGGAGCUGAAAAGACUGUUAGAGUAUGAAAAAGGAGGACGUGAUGCAACUGAAUUCUUAAGAUGGCAAGAAAGUGCGAGAAAGAAAGACUUGGAAGACAGACUCGCCGAGAUUGAAAAACGAAGAUUGGAAGGAAAGUUGAGCUACGAGGAGGCGAUACUGGCAAGACAAACAAUGAUCAAAGAAAACCAACAGCGGGUCAUGGAAAUUAAACAAGAGACAAAAGAGAUGAUGCAGAAACAUCUCGAGAGAAAGUCGAAGGAAGGUGAAGAAAUGAGGAAACUCGUCGAGCAAACCACGUUGGAACAUGAAAAUACCAAAGAGGCCCGCAAAAAACUUCAAGAAUACAACCAAAAACUGGUUCAAGAGGUCAGCAAGGAAAGUCAAGAGCUUAUGCGCAAAGCUUUAGAAGAGGCUGAAGAAGAAAUGAGACAAAGAGUUGCGCUGAUUGCGAAGAUAAGAGCCAUAGAAAGUGUACCAGUCAUUCGAUUUAAGCACGUGGAUCUCACAGAAACUUCAGGAGCUGGCCUUCUCAGUGAAAUGUCUGUAGCAGAGCUGCGAGAGAGGUUGGCGCUACUAAGAAUAGCCGAGAAAGAGGAGCAAGAGGAGAAAAGGGACAAUAUAUUGAAGUCCAAAGUGGAAAAAGACCAGUUCCUUAUGGACACUUUAGAGACUAUCGCCAAGCACCGAGCUGAGAAAGGAAACGACGCAGCCGUGAAGCUGGAGGCAAAAAAGCGUCAAAAGAAACCGGAAGUGAAGGAUCCAAAGCUAAAAGAAUUACAGGAACGACUGGAGGCAACGAAAGCAGAACGUAAGAAAGAAAGCGAACGUCUAGCGGGGGUUCCGAAGAAAAGCUCAGCACGAAGACAAAAGGCUCUACAAGAAGAGAAGGCGACACUGGAGAAGAUGAGGUGGAAAGAACUGGAACAAACACGAGAAAAAGCAGCUAAGCUUCGAGGUGAAGGCUUAGCGAGUAGGAAUUCGGCAGGAGUGCGGCCAGUAACAACAUUAAGAAAUCAGCGGACCCCAACAAAGAUUGCAUCAUAGAUAAAACGGUGUUAAAUUAUAUAAGCUACACAUGAAGUGACAUUUGCUUCUCUCCGUAAAGUCACACAGUAAUAAAAAUUUACGGUGGUUUAGGUAAAAGAUUGACAAUUCCCUCCUUUCCAUUUUUUUUUUUUUUUCUUUGUUGAUAAAGAUAUUUUGAUUCUCCCCCAUUUAUUUCUGCGAAGUAGGAAUUAUUCUUUAAUAAUAAACUAACCUUUCACAAAG
Molecule: messenger RNA, 2399 nt
Organism: Stylophora pistillata
Lineage: Eukaryota; Metazoa; Cnidaria; Anthozoa; Scleractinia; Pocilloporidae
Product: cilia- and flagella-associated protein 99
Source: RefSeq, a predicted model, not a curated record